UAAUCUAUGGAGAAAGUGCUUGGAAAAUAAAAUGGACUGACGCGACUGACGCUUUGAUAAAAUUAAAUACAACAAUUUAGGAAAUUGAAUUCCACCAUCAUUUACGUUCACGUCGUCUAUACCUGGCAAUUAGAUAGUUACGUGAUAAUGUAACGAAAAAAUUAAGUUUCACAUCGAGUGUUUUGCGUUCAUUUUAUUUAUUUAUCAACAAAUUAGGUUAUACUCUGGUAAAAGUGAUUAGGAAUAAGGUAUAGCCGAGGCUAAGAUAAAAUGGAAACUGUGGAAGAUCACCCAAUUCAUACAUCAACUGAUGUUGUAAAACCAAAUAUAGUUGAGGACGCGAGUGCCGACGAGUCAAAUGUGUGUCAAAAAUCGAAUGGUGUCGAAUGCGACGUGCAAGUCGAAGGUGAACAUUCCGAAGCGAAUAAUGUACUUCGGGAGGUGGAUAAAGUGCCGCCGGAGACGGAUAAUGUGCCACCAGAGCCCCUUAAUGAGCCGGAAAAGGUCGAAUCGGAGCCAGCGAAGCCCGACUCGGAGCCAGCGAAGCCUAACUCGGAUCCAGCGGUGCCUGACUCGGAUCCAGUGAAGCUCGACUCGGAACCGGAUCCAGUGAAACUCGACUCGGAACCAGCGAAGUCCGACUUGGAGCGAAACGUAUCAGAGGUGGAAAGUAAGCCUGAAAAUUUAAAUGUAUCCGACCAUGUCGAGGCUGAGGCGGAAUCCGGAGCUGAGCCGGAGAUCCCUAUCGAUCAUGAUAGUAUUGCUACAGAUAUAGCAACUGAUGAACCAGAUUCUAACAUAGGAAUAGAAGUUCAACAAGAUAAUGAGAUGAUCCAUACAGAUGAGGUACUUCAUGAUGUAAUCACUGAAACUAUAAUAGAGUCGGAAAAAGAAAUAUGUAUUGAAGAAGGAAUUUCAUCGGAGACUAUGGUUGAAAUAGAAUCUUCAAUAUCAACUGUUCAGUUUGAAACUGAAGUAGUAGUAGAGGAAAAUGAUUACGAUGGUACAGAGAAGUUGUUAGUUGACAAUCAAGAAAGUGACCAUACAAAUAAUAUAUUGAAUGAACUGGGACCAAAUAUUGAAUUGAGUGAAGUGCUCCGUUCAUCUGAUAUAAGUGAAAACAUUGUAAAUAACAAUAGUGCAAUCAAGCAAGAGAUUUUUAAUAAAGAGGAGUUACUUGAUAUUUUGGAGGGUAAUGAUAACAUUGAACAGCCUAUCAAUAUAAUUACUGAGUCAUCUCCACAGACACCAAGUAAAGUUUUAGUAGCUGAGAUAGCCAUGCAACAACUAUCUAGACUAUCAAAAAAAAGAGGUGACUCGAGAGCUUCUAAAAUUAAAAAGGAGAAAACUAAAAGUCCUCUAAAAUCUAGCAAUAAUAGAAAUUUAGAAAAAGGAAAGCAACAGCAGGCCUUAUUAGCUGGGAUAAAACAGGACAUUAAUGCAGAUGCUAGUCACCAAAAGGACCAAUCCGACAACUCAGAGCAGAAAUCCCAGCUCAAUACCACAGAAAAGGAGGCCUUGAUGGCUGCUAAUCAACAAACCCACAUUGACAACGAACAACAAGAAGCCUCAGGAACAUGCCAAGAGGAAACCCAAUAUACAGAUAACAUUGUCAAAUCUCUUGUCAUGGAUUGGGAAGAUGAGCCCGCUGAGAACAAUGAAGUGAAUGAAAUUAUCAAAGAAGGAGACAGCCUAAUAAAAGACUCUGAAGAACUUAAGAAUAGCCAGGAAUGUAUGAUUUCCAAAGAUGAAACAAUAGAGAGCACCAAUACAGGUUCACCCAGUAGUGAUUCCCAAACUAAGUUAUCUAAAACUGAUGAUGAUGCUCCCACACGGAGGUUAAGUAGAGUAAUAAAAAAGAAAGUCAUAUUUGACCCUGACAACCCAGAUACAUUCACUAAAGGUAAGAGUAAUAAAGCUAAAGAAACACCAACCACAAAAGAGCAAACUCCUUCAAAAAAAGGCAAAUCAGAUCAAUCAGUAAAAAGAUCUAAAUCAAAAUCUCCAUUGUCUACAUUGCAGUGGAAAAAACCUACCAGUGGAUCAAAUAAAAAUAGUAAACAACAUAAACGCUUGUCAGAAGUUGACAGGUUACUAAUGGAUGAGGGUGCGGUGAACAUGAUAUACCAACUCACCCCCGAGGCUCCUAAAGGCAAGAAAAAUGUGAGAACUAAAGCAGAAUUCAUUAAGAAAAUUCAAAGUUCUAGUACUCCAGAUACUAAAGAAAUGAAGUUUAGAGAAAGAAAGAAAGAAUUAAAGUAUGAAGAAGGGGAAGCCAAAAAGAUUCUUGGUGGAAAACAUAGGACAUCCUUGAGCAGCUCUGUUAAAUCUCCAGCGGUCAGUGAGGAUUUUGAGACCCAUAGUGCUGACGAUUCCAUCAUUUACAGGCGUCACUCUUCAAGUUCAUACUCUAGCAGCUGUAUGAGUCCUCGGCGCCUCAGCGACGUCGAGGCCGGGAACGCACAACCGCAGAGUGCCACUCAAAUAACUCAGCAGCCUGUUCCAGAGCUUGAAACCAAUCCUAAUUUACCUGUCAAUGAGGAAAUUGUCUUUAAGUCUGACUCACCUAAAAUAUCAAGUAGUGAGAUGAUCAAUAAGAAUGACUGUUUGUCUAUAAAAGAAAAAUUAAAUUCCAAAUUAUCCCUUGCUUUAAAUAAAAGAAAACGUGAGAAUUCCAAAAAUGAGAAGCCAGCAAAGCAAAAGAAAAUUGUAAAAACUGAUGAAAACAUCAUUCCUCCCAUAGAAGAAGACAACAAGCUAAAUCAAUUAAAAUUUAUUUCAGUCACCAUUGAUCAAAGAUUAGCCUUAAUAUGUAUUAAAAAAACUGGUCUAAAAAUUUGUGUUGAGAUUUUGAAGGAAUUGGAAGAAGCUCUCAAAUAUAUUGACAAUAGGCAGGACAUAUCAAUCACUCUGUUAGAAUCACAAUGUGGAACACUAUGUUCAAGUUUGGAUUUAAGUUUGCUGCUGGAUGAAAAUAAAGAAGUAAGAGCUAAUCACGCCUAUGAACUAGCAGAAUCAGUAAGGUCGUUGCUGGCGGCGGCCGCGCGGCACCGCGCGCUACUGUGCUGCGGCGUGUGGGGCGCGGCGGCGGGCGUGGCGCUGGCGCUGGUGGCAAUGAGCGACGUGGCGCUGGCGUCGGAGGGCGCGUCGUUCUGGCUGGCCGCCGCCGCCGCACCCGCCACGCCCGGAGCAGCCGCGCUCACGGCGCGUUGCCGCCCGCUGCCACAGGCUCUGGUUAACGAUUUGGUUAUAUUCGGCCGUCGACUUUCCGCGUCUGAGGCGUUGCAGGGUGGGCUCAUCAGCCGCGUGCUGUGGCCCGACAGAUUCGACGAGCAGGUUCGGGACAUAGCCAAAGACAUCGCCGCACAACCACUGCAGACUAUAUUGCUCAAGAAGAAGCUGCUAAGUCUGAAGACGAACAGCGAAGCAGAGCUCACAUUCCUCGCGUGCCUGGAGACGGAGCGCGACCUUCUCGUGGAGUACUGGACGUCCGUCGAAGGGCAGGAGUUGCUGCGGGCCACUCUAGACGCCGCCUAAACACGUCCCAUCGUUUUUACCUUACUUAUCUUGACGCGCACGAAACUGAGUCGCGAUUGUCGAUUUCGAUCAUUAAAGUACAAGAUAAUAUGCUGUCUCAUACAAAAUUUAAUAACAGUCCGCUUCAAGUUGUUAUUUUUAUUAGCACAGCUAAAUAUAUAUUUCCCUUUAAACUACUUAAAAACUUGUACACUUUCUUGGUUGUAUUUUGAUAACUUUUGAAGCACGUUGCAGUUUCGUGAGACGUCAUUUUCACUAGCGAAAUAUCGAAAAUAAGUUCGCUAUCGGCAAACAAUAAUUCCUCAGGGACAAUUUGACUACCUACCGACAGCAUAUCUUGUAUACAUUAAUGAUUUAAAAACUUUUAUACGAAAAAUACUAUAUAUAAUGAAAUGAAAUGUAUGUCUAUUUAACAACUCAGGGGAUUAUAUUAAUCGGUUCGUGUGCAGUCUUCUGUAAUAUCUAUCUUUAUAUUUCUAUGUAUUUUGUAAACAUUUUUCUUUAGUAAGUAUCAAUUUCUUUCAACAACUGAGAAAGAUACUGGCACAUGAAAUCUUAUUUGUUGUUAGAGUAAGAAUGUCGUGUAAAUAACAAAAUUAUAUUGCAGAUGGUGUUAUUGAAUGUUACAAUAUUGUAUCGAUAAACGAUGUAAGAAAUGACGUAGUCUUAUGGAUAAAUGGACUAAGCUAUGUUGGUAUUUGCGAUUAAUUUCUUGACUUUAUGAACUGUACGAUGCCGCGUCAAGACUGGUGGUUGAAUUUCUUAGCAUCUAAGACUUUAACAUGUCUAUUAUAAUAAAGUUUCUGGAGCUUAGAACCAGUCAGUCUGUAAGAUGCCGUAGUUAAACUAGGUUAUUAGUUGUGGUUGACUUACUAAAAAAGUGUGUAUGCAAAAAAUCAUAAUACAUAUGAACUUUCUGUUAUACUUAGUCCUAAGGUGCAUUUAGGGUGUUUAUGUAUCACUUAAGUAGUCUUUCGAAUUCUUGAUUUAAUGUCAAGAAAAAACAAAAAUAUCGUAAUUCGCUCUUUAACCGACAAUACAUACCAGACCGCCGCUAGUUAUAUUGCAUCGUUGCGAAAAGCGUUCCGGCUUUCAUUUUGUAUGAAAAAACCGGCCAAGUGCGAGUUAGAUUCGCGCACUGAGGGUUCUGUACUCGGGUA
Maniola jurtina (meadow brown) is the source of this 4697-nucleotide messenger RNA. RefSeq names its product protein SCAF11 (gene HIPP1). The record is from RefSeq and is a predicted model, not a curated record. The transcript has 5 exons. Bases 271 to 3537 code for a protein of 1088 amino acids. Lineage: Eukaryota; Metazoa; Arthropoda; Insecta; Lepidoptera; Nymphalidae.